Molecule: messenger RNA, 2844 nt
Organism: Rhinocladiella mackenziei CBS 650.93
Lineage: Eukaryota; Fungi; Ascomycota; Eurotiomycetes; Chaetothyriales; Herpotrichiellaceae
Exons: 1
Coding region: 1-2844 (947 amino acids)
Source: RefSeq, a predicted model, not a curated record
AUGCCGCGAAACCCUGCGGCGAAAAAGCAUCAGCACAGCAAUCGUCAUGAGAACGGCCUUGUAGGUCCAGGAAAACGGGUCACCAAACAAAAAUCGAAUGGUCAUCUCAAUGGCGCCGCGAAGGGCCCUGUUCCCGCUGAGCCUGUUCCUCAAGCAAGCUCCGCCGACUCGUCUGUGACCGGACCAGCUCACGACCAAUCUCCCGCUUCCGCGGCCGACUCGCAUCAAGACUCCUCGAACACACCGACACCGGCACAGUUGAGGGCCGGGGACUCGGAGGGAAGUGAACCGAAAGAGAAGGAAGUCCGUAGGGAGUUGAAUGGAUCCGCGAUGGUGCAACAACGACGAGGCGAUAUGGCUUCUGCCAAAUCCAAGGUGACUGCGGAUCUCAGCGCUGUCCAAAUUGCCACAACAAUCCUCAAGUCUCGACCCGCUUGCGACACCGUCUCUCUCUUGAUCGUCCUUCUGGCCCUCCCUUCCAUGAUCUUGACUAUUGUUCAAGCUCUGUUCGCUUCCUUGACCUUAAUGCCAGGAGGUGGCGCCCCGGUUUCGUUUCUGUCCUUACUCGACAUUUUCCAAGGGUCAGCUGGUGCUCCCAGUAUCACGACUAUGGCAGUGGUAGAUCUCAUCUGCUUUGGGCUCUGGAUUUGCCUCUGGACUUGGGCGCAGAACUUUGCGCUAGAUUUGGCCCAGAUACAAAUUGCCAUCACACUGGGAAAUGGGAGUUCAGGUAAAAAUGGUAGCGUCAAUACCUUUUGCGUUGCCGGAGUGCUUCUAUUACAUUUAAUCCGGAGCAGGGGCGUGCGCCGUUUUCUGGUUUCCAAUCUGGUGCCGGUGGAUCUACUCAAUCAGACUGGACUCGCUGAAUAUUUCAAGUACCUGCCUUCAGAUGCCGAUUUUGGUGAGAGUCCGGGGCCUCCGUCACAAAUCCGAAGUCUGUUUGCCAUCCAUAUCAUCAGUCAGGCCGUGAUGGCCUUCGUGCGACGAAGAGUGACCAGUUCCCAGUCCAUCGGACCAACAAGAUCCAAGCGCACGGACGCCGAGGCCUCUGCAGGCUCAUGGCUGGCGUCGGAUGCUUCGGGUGGGGAUGGCUCUACCCCGGCGGGCAUUUCAUCUUCGGUUGACUAUCAGCCGGCGCCGCCUUCUUCAGGACUGAAAGAUGGCAAAGAAAAGGGAAUAAGUGCCAAGAAACGCAGGCGGCAGGCAAAUCAUGUUAGAAGCCGACAACCAUUUUGGGCGGCUCUCGCGAGUACCAAAGUCCAUGUCCUCAGAGAGGUUGAACACAACAAGGGCGUUCCAACCGUGGCGAACAACCAAGGUACUCCGUUCGAAAUACCCCAUCGAGACCUCGUAUGGAUCACCCACGUGGACCCGUCGUCCAUUUCUUUUGAAACGACCUACAUGGCAAUAGCUGAGCAGGGCCCCGAGUCAGCGCUUUCAGGCGAAUGUCGGCCAUUUUACGUGCGCAUCAAUGGAGCAAAGUGGCAUUCGGUUUCCCUCGACGCGUCGGAAAAUUCGUCGCCGUCUGAUGGAUCCAGUCCGCAAUUUUCUGGUACGAUAUCUGGUCUGGCCCCGAACUGUACCUACACCUGUACUUUCAUUCGCUGCGACGGCGGCGAGGAGUUUGCCUCGAUUAUGGUCAAAACGCCAAUGCUACUCGACAAGGACCUCCCUGCUUCGAUGGCACCCGUUCCAGUCCGCCAAUCCACGCGACCAUCCUCCCCGACGACCACGCUCAAGAACUCUAUAUCGACCGCCGAAGCGAAGCUGAACGAGGCUCGCAAUCGCCUCACCAAAGUUCGACGUCAACAUAGAACCACCCUUGCCAAGGUGGAAAAAGAAGUGGACAGCUUUAAUGCUCGCCUCAAGACCACCAGCGACGACACCAAACAAAGGCAGAAACUGUUGCAGGCCGAGCGCAGUAUCCGUCAAACCGAAGAUGCAACCCUGGAGAUUGAUGCUGCUUUGGAAGGGUUGGUCUCGACGCCAGACGACGAGAUUGACGAUCACGCCACUUCCAAGGAAUCCUAUGAAGAACAGACCAAAUUGCUGGCUGAAGCAAAUGAGGCUCUGUCGAAGGCUCGUUCAGCGGCAAACAAUGAUCUCUCUUGUGCCAACAACGAACUCAAUACGGUCACCAGUCGUAAAGAGCGUCUGACCGGCCGUAAUACUAAACUCGCAGAGCAGCAUGACCGCAUCACUCAGGCCAAUGCUCAAGGCCUCAACGAGAAAGAAAGAAAGGCCGCCGAAUCGACCGCCAGAGGAGCCGAACAGCAGAGACGAGAAGCCGAGCUGACCAGCCAGAUACGGUUCAUGGAGAACGAGAUGAGAAAUGCAAGGACGCGUUGGGAAGCCAAUCUUCGCGAACUUGACAACCUGGAGAAGCAGGACGUAGCCCAACGACAUAUGGUGCUCAACAGUAACGGGCCCUUGACUCCGGAGGGAGACCUCCCUGGCACUCGUCCGACGCCGCAGCACGGCCGCCCAUAUACUUUCGGAAGUUUCCAAGCGUUUCCCAACAGCCCCGUCAUCCCUGAGGCUCAAGGAUCUCCGUUCCUUGCCUAUGCGAAGACUCUUCCAUCGAGCGACCAACGCCGACCGCGAUCCGACACAAAUCGAUCGGCGGGGGGGAUUAGCAAUUUCUCGGCCGACUUUGAGGAUGCCGAUCCGAUCCCUCCUAUGCCGUCGACGGCAGAGUAUGAUGUUACAGGGCGCAAAGGGAGCGGCAGCAGCAGAGGCAAGAACAAUGACAGUCCGGCCGCUGGAGUCAUUGGUGGUGCAUUGCGCAGUCCGCAAAGAGGGAGCUAUAGUCCAGGACAUAUUCCGGGUUCAACAACGUGGUGA